Messenger RNA from Puntigrus tetrazona (Sumatra barb), 13956 nucleotides. It is a transcript of the gene prx, whose product is annotated as periaxin. Gene Ontology annotation, biological process: regulation of RNA splicing. The record is from RefSeq and is a predicted model, not a curated record. The transcript is spliced from 7 exons. Bases 356 to 12979 code for a protein of 4207 amino acids. NCBI's taxonomy places the organism in Eukaryota, Metazoa, Chordata, Actinopteri, Cypriniformes, Cyprinidae. Gene Ontology annotation, cellular component: nucleus; cytoplasm. Gene Ontology annotation, molecular function: protein binding.
UCCGCAGCCGUCAGUCAGAGAAUAAGCUGGCAGAGAGUCGGGGGGAGAAAGACAGAGUUUGUUACUGAGGGAAUAACUGAUCCUGCACAAGGAAACGCUCACUAAAGACUCUGACCGAGAGGACAGUCAUGGCAAUCCAGAAGCCAGAGAUUCACCUGUAAACAACAAAAGACGCUCUCCCCCCUCAGACAGGCCUCCCUUUAGCGCUCAUCUAAGUACACACCACAGCGUCUCUGCUGAUGAACAGGAUAGCCCAGAGCGAAUUGUUCAGAAGGAAAAACUCCAUGCAGAACUGAAACAAGUUUUGAGUCAGAAGAGAAGCCAGCUCAGAGACACCCAGUCCACCCUCACAGACAUGGAGGAACCUCCAAAGACAGACAAUAAGAAUGAGGUGGAGAAGGACAACCAGUUGUCAGAGCUUGUGGAAGUGGUUGUUGAAACAGAGGCUGAGGUUGGAGCUAGUGGGUACAGUGUUGUAGGUGGAGGGGAGCAAGGCAUCUUCAUCAAAGAGGUCUUGAAAGACUCCCCAGCAGCGAAGCACCUCAGUCUACAGAAAGGAGAUCAACUGCUAAGUGCCAGGGUGUAUUUUGAUAACGUCAAAUAUGAGGACGCAUUAAAAAUUCUUCAGUGUGCAGAACCCUACAAAGUGUCCUUCUUUUUGAAGAGGACUGUGCCAGGAAGUGAAGUCAGCAUACGCCCAGGUGCACAAAAUCUUGAGCUCAGAGGACCUAAGGCCAAGAUGCAAAGAAUGAGCGUCAAAAGUGUGAAACCAUUCAAAACCAAGAAAAGGAGAGGAGGAAGAUUUGGACUGAAACGACUGAAAGAGAACAAAAAAGCAAGAGCAAGGGCAGAACUGGACGUUGAGGCAUCACCUGGCAGAUCAGACCUCAGUCCUGUUGAUGUUGAGUUUGUAUUCCCAAAAUUCAAGAUAAGAAAAGGUGGCAAGGCCACUGCAGAUGGAUCAGAACAUGUAGAGGGUGUUAUCACUAGUACUAAAAAGAAGAGGAAGAUCAGAUUUCCAAAGAUGAAGGCCAAGGAUGCUGCGGUUGGUGAAGGGAAGGUCAAUUUAGAUGUUUCAACACAUGAGGGAGAGGCCUCUUUAUCCAAACUUAAGGCCAAGAAGAAAGGUCCAAAAUUUGGAAUGAAUUUUCCAAAAAUUAAAAAGUCAAAGUUAGAUGUGCAAUCUUCAACUGACAGUUUUGAGGUGAAAGAACUAGAAGGUAAAUUUACGCCUCCAUCACUAGAGUGUGAUUUCAACAUGCCUCAGGGUAAGGGUGAAACUAAUGUUUCUAAUUUCGAAGUUAGUGUCAAAGGAAAAGGAGAGGGUUCUGAGAUAAAAAUGCCAAAGAUAAAUCUGGAAGUCUCAGAUACAAAGGUGACAGGCCCAAAAUUUAAACUGCCAAAAGUGAGACUUUCUUGUCAUUCAGAUGAAAUUGAUGGAGAGUCAAGUAAAGAAAAUGAUACAUCUGAAAAUAAGCUGAAAAUGCCAAAGACUGAUAUAAAAGCACCAAAUGUGGAUUUGGAUUUGCAUCUCCCAAAGACAAAGGGCAAGGCUGAAUUUAAAGGUGUUGAAGUUCCCGAUUGCACUGUAAAAGGAACAAAAAUCAACACCACCAAGGUUAACACUUCAUUACCAGUGCUAAAUCUUGACGCAAAACAAACAUUUGGAGAUGACAUUGAUGGAUCCAUGGACAUAGAGUAUAAGAUUUCCCUCCCCAAACCUGACAUUGCAGGGCCCAAGAUAAAGACGUCAGAUGUGGACACUGGUCUUCCUACAUUAGAGGUGUCAUUACCAAAGAUGGCUGCAAAAAACAUUGAUACCGAGGAAUAUGUGAGUACUGGGGUAAAAUUUGAAAUGACAAAAUUGGACAUCUCUCCUCCAAAAAUAACAUCCCCUGAGGGUGUGGUCAUAGUGGAAGGACCUGGAGCAAUUCGCAAGCCAAAUAUCAGUAUUCCAGCUGAAGCAAAGGUGGGUGGUCAUUCUGAGAAAGGAGCAAUUGUAAAAAUGCCACAAAUAGAUGUUUCGCACCCAAAAAUGAAAUUACCACAAGGUAAAAUUGAUAUUGAAGGGCCUGAGGUAGAGGGGGAUGCAAAUCUUGAGGGCCACUUUGGAAAAGAGGGAAAGAUUAAAAUGCCUGGAGUAGAUGUCUCCCUACCUAAUGUCAAAUUGUCUGAGCAUGCCAUUGCUGAGGGGCACAAUAUAAAAGAAGGAAAACUGAGUAUCCCAUCAAUUGAAAUUUCACUUCCUAUAGGCAAAACUGAGGUUGGAGCUGAUAUUUCAUUACCAAAAGGAAAAACAAAUGAACAGAUUAACCUUGGGGUUGAGAAGGGAGAUAAGUUUCAGAUUCCUAAAUCUGAUAUAAGUCUACCUAAACUCAAACUACAAGAAGUUGAUUUUGAUGUUAAAAAAACAGAUGGGAAGUUUCACAUACCAGCAACUGAUAUUGAGUUGCCACACAGAAAAGGCCAAAAAGAUGUGGAACCCUCUGGUGAAGGUAGAAAGGUUGAUAUCUCUCUGCCUGCAGUACAAUCUUCUGGUGUUGACAUUUUCUUGCCAAAAAUGAAGUCACCACAAGGUGACAUCAGUUCUGAAGGGCCUGACAGCAAAAGAUUGAACAUGCCACCCGUUGAUAUAUCAUUUCCAAAAGUAACAGACACAGGUAAUGUUGAUCUCAAGAGACAUUCAGGAAGAAUGGGGAAGUUUGAUAUUCCAAAACUGGAUAUUUCCUUACCAAAAUUUCAAUCAACCAAAGGGGAACUUAGUGUGGAAGGGCCUGAAUAUAAAGGUGACACAUUAAAUAUACCUACUUACAAUAUCUCCUCAGCAGAGGUUAAAACCCAGGGUGAUGUUUAUCUGGAGGGAGAAACAAAAAAGGGCACAUUUCAAAUGCCAAAAUUGGAUAUUAAUUUACUACAAAUACAAUCAGUGGGAACUGACAAAAAUACUGAAGGACCUGAAUUGAAAGGUGGAAAGAUAGAUAUGCCAGAUGUUGACAUUACUCUUCCAAAAGCAAGGGUAAAGGGAGAUGGCAAAGUUAAUUUCAGUAAGGGGGGCAAGUUUCAUUUGCCUCAAGUUGAUUUGUCACUUCCGAAGAUUAAAACAAAAUCUCUGGAAGUCAGUAUUGAAGGACCUGAGGUAAAAGGAAGCAAUGUUAACACACCCGCCCUUGAUAUUUUGUGGCCUAAAAAUAAAACAAAGACAAAAGUUGAUAUAGAAAGCCCUUCUGGUACAGGUAUAAAGUAUGAAAUUCCAAAUAUUGAUGUUUCACUGCCAAAAGUAACAGCUCUAGAAGGAGAUGUGGCUGUCAAAGGACCUGCAGGAAAAGGAAGGAAAUUUGAAAUGCCUAAACUUGAUGUUUCUUUGCCUAAAUUGAAACCAUCAGCAGGAGAAAUCAACAUUGAAGGCCCCGAUAUCAAGGGUGGAAAGAUUCACAUGCCGUCUAUAGAUAUCUCUCUGCCAGAAGGACGAGCAGGAGGAGAUGUAGAUGUUCAAGGACCUGCAGAAAAAGGAAGGACGUUUGAAAUGCCAAAAUUUGAUGUUUCCUUGCCUAAAUUAAAACCAUCAGCAGGAAAAAUCAAUGUUGAAGGUCUCGAUAUUAAAGGUGAAACAUUUCAUAUGCCCUCUAUAGAUAUCUCUCUGCCAGGAGGAGGAGCAGGAGGAGAUGUAGAUGUUCAAGGACAUACAGGAAAAGGAGGAAGAUUUGAAAUGCCUAAACUUGAUGUUUCUUUGCCUAAAUUUAAACCAUCAGCAGGAGAAAUCAACAUUGAAGGCCCAGAUAUCAAGGGUGGAAAGAUUCACAUGCCGUCCAUAGAUAUCUCUCUGCCAGGAGGAGAAGCGGGAGGAGAUAUAGAUGUUGAAGGACCUGCAGGAAAAGGAAAGAAAUUUGAAAUGCCUAAAUUUGAUGUUUCUUUGCCUAAAUUAAAACCAUCAGGAGGUGAAAUCAAUGUUGAAGGUCCUGAUAUGAAAGGUGGAAAAUUUCAUAUGCCCACUAUAGAUAUCUCUCUGCCAGGAGGAGGAGCGGGAGGAGAUGUAGAUGUUCAAGGACCUACAGGAAAAGGAGGAAAAUUUGAAAUGCCUAAAUUUGAUGUUUCCUUGCCUAAAUUGAAACCAUCAGCAAGAGAAAUCAAUGUUGAAGGCCCAGAUAUCAAGGGUGGAAAGAUUCACAUGCCGUCUAUAGAUAUCUCUCUGCCAGAAGGAGGAGCAGGAGGAGAUGUAAAUGUUAAAGGACAUGCAGGCAAAGGAAGAAAAUUUGAAAUGCCUAAAUUGGAUGUUUCCUUACCUAAAUUAAAAUCAUCAGGAGGUGAAAUCAAUGUUGAAGGUCCUGAUAUGAAAGGUGGAAAGUUUCACAUGCCCUCUAUAGAUAUUUCUCUGCCAGGAGGAGGAGCGGGAGGAGAUGUAGAUGUUGAAGGACCUGCAGGAAAAGGAAAGAAAUUUGAAAUGCCUAAAUUUGAUGUUUCUUUGCCUAAAUUAAAACCAUCAGGAGGUGAAAUCAAUGUUGAAGGUCCUGAUAUGAAAGGUGGAAAAUUUCAUAUGCCCACUAUAGAUAUCUCUCUGCCAGGAGGAGGAGCGGGAGGAGAUGUAGAUGUUCAAGGACCUACAGGAAAAGGAGGAAAAUUUGAAAUGCCUAAAUUUGAUGUUUCCUUGCCUAAAUUGAAACCAUCAGCAGGAGAAAUCAAUGUUGAAGGUCCCGAUAUCAAAGGUGGAAAGUUUCAUAUGCCCUCUAUAGAUAUCUCUCUGCCAAGAGGAGGAGCAGGGGGAGAUGUAGAUGUUCAAGGACAUACAGGAAAAGGAGGAAAAUUUGAACUUCCUAAACUUGAUGUUUCUUUGCCCAAAUUUAAACCAUCAGCAGGAGAAGUCAACAUUGAAGGCCCAGAUAUCAAGGGUGGAAAGAUUCACAUGCCCUCUAUAGAUAUCUCUCUGCCAAGAGGAGGAGCAGGGGGAGAUGUAGAUGUUCAAGGACAUACAGGAAAAGGAGGAAAAUUUGAACUUCCUAAACUUGAUGUUUCUUUGCCUAAAUUUAAACCAUCAGCAGGAGAAGUCAACAUUGAAGGCCCAGAUAUCAAGGGUGGAAAGUUUCACAUGCCCUCUAUAGAUAUUUCUCUGCCAGGAGGAGAAACAGGGGGAGAUGUAGAUGUUCAAGGACAUACAGGAAAAGGAGGAAAAUUUGAAAUGCCUAAAUUUGAUGUUUCUUUGCCUAAAUUCAAACCAUCAGCAGGAGAAAUCAAUGUUGAAGGUCCCGAAAUGAAAGGUCGAAAGUUUCACAUGCCCACUAUAGAUAUUUCUCUGCCAGGAGGAGGAGCAGGAGGAGAUGUAGAUGUUGAAGGACCUGCAGGAAAAGGAAAGAAAUUUGAAAUGCCUAAAUUUGAUGUUUCUUUGCCUAAAUUAAAACCAUCAGGAGGUGAAAUCAAUGUUGAAGGUCCUGAUAUGAAAGGUGGAAAAUUUCAUAUGCCCACUAUAGAUAUCUCUCUGCCAGGAGGAGGAGUGGGAGGAGAUGUAGAUGUUCAAGGACAUACAGGAAAAGGAGGAAAAUUUGAAAUGCCUAAAUUUGAUGUUUCUUUGCCUAAAUUUAAACCAUCAGCAGGAGAAAUCAACAUUGAAGGCCCCGAUAUCAAGGGUGGAAAGAUUCACAUGCCCUCUAUAGAUAUCUCUCUGCCAAGAGGAGGAGCAGGAGGAGAUGUAGAUGUUGAAGGACCUGCAGGAAAAGGAAAGAAAUUUGAAAUGCCUAAAUUUGAUGUUUCUUUGCCUAAAUUAAAACCAUCAGGAGGUGAAAUCAAUGUUGAAGGUCCUGAUAUGAAAGGUGGAAAAUUUCACAUGCCCACUAUAGAUAUCUCUCUGCCAGAAGGAGGAGCGGGAGGAGAUGUAGAUGUUCAAGGACAUACAGGAAAAGGAGGAAAAUUUGAAAUGCCUAAAUUUGAUGUUUCCUUGCCUAAAUUGAAACCAUCAGCAAGAGAAAUCAAUGUUGAAGGCCCAGAUAUCAAAGGUGGAAAGUUUCACAUGCCCUCUAUAGAUAUUUCUCUGCCAGGAGGAGGAGCGGGAGGAGAUGUAGAUGUUGAAGGACCUGAAAGAAAAGGAAAGAAAUUCGAAAUGCCUAAAUUUGAUAUUUCUUUGCCUAAAUUAAAACCAUCAGGAGGUGAAAUCAAUGUUGAAGGUCCCGAUAUGAAAGGUAGAAAAUUUCACAUGCCCACUAUAGAUAUCUCUCUGCCAGGAGGAGGAGCGGGAGGAGAUGUAGAUGUUCAAGGACAUACAGGAAAAGGAGGAAAAUUUGAAAUGCCUAAACUUGAUGUUUCUUUGCCUAAAUUUAAAACAUCAGCAGGAGAAAUCAACAUUGAAGGCCCAGAUAUCAAGGGUGGAAAUAUUCACACGCCAUCUAUAGAUAUCUCUCUGCCAGAAGGAGGAGCAGGGGGAGAUAUAAAUGUUAAAGGACAUGCAGGAAAAGGAAAGAAAAUUGAAAUGCCUAAAUUGGAUGUUUCCUUACCUAAAUUAAAAUCAUCAGGAGGUGAAAUCAACGUUGAAGGUCCCGAUAUUAAAGGUGGAAAGUUUCACAUGCCCUCUAUAGAUAUUUCUCUGCCAGGAGGAGGAGCAGGAGGAGAUGUAGAUGUUGAAGGACCUGCAGGAAAAGGAAAGAAAUUUGAAAUGCCUAAAUUUGAUGUUUCCUUGCCUAAAUUGAAACCAUCAGCAGGAGAAAUCAAUGUUGAAAGUCCCGAUAACAAAGGUGGAAAGUUUCAUAUGCCCUCUAUAGAUAUCUCUCUGCCAGGAGGAGGAGCAGGGGGAGAUGUAGAUGUUCAAGGACAUACAGGAAAAGGAGGAAAAUUUGAAAUGCCUAAACUUGAUGUUUCUUUGCCUAAAUUUAAACCAUCAGCAGGAGAAAUCAACAUUGAAGGCCCAGAUAUCAAGGGUGGAAAGAUUCACACGCCAUCUAUAGAUAUCUCUCUGCCAGAAGGAGGAGCAGGAGUAGAUGUAAAUGUUAAAGGACAUGCAGGAAAAGGAAAGAAAUUUGAAAUGCCUAAAUUGGAUGUUUCCUUACCUAAAUUAAAAUCAUCAGGAGGUGAAAUCAACGUUGAAGGUCCCGAUAUCAAAGGUAGAAAGUUUCACAUGCCCUCUAUAGAUAUUUCUCUGCCAGGAGGAGGAGCAGGAGGAGAUGUAGAUGUUCAAGGACAUACAGGAAAAGGAGGAAAAUUUGAAAUGCCUAAUUUUGAUGUUUCUUUGCCUAAAUUUAAACCAUCAGCAGGAGAAAUCAACAUUGAAGGCCCCGAUAUCAAGGGUGGAAAGAUUCACACGCCAUCUAUAGAUAUCUCUCUGCCAAGAGGAGAUGUAAAUGUUGAAGGAUCUGCAGGAAAAGGAGGAAAAUUUGAAAUGCCUAAAUUUGAUGUUUCCUUGCCUAAAUUAAAAACAUCAGGAGGUGAAAUCAAUGUUGAAGGUCCUGAUAUGAAAGGUGGAAAAUUUCAUAUGCCCACUAUAGAUAUCUCUCUGCCAGGAGGAGGAGCGGGAGGAGAUGUAGAUGUUCAAGGACAUGCAGGAAAAGGAGGAAAAUUUGAAAUGCCUAAAUUUGAUGUUUCUUUGCCUAAAUUUAAACCAUCAGCAGGAGAAAUCAACAUUGAAGGCCCCGAUAUCAAGGGUGGAAAGAUUCACAUGCCUCUAGAUAUCUCUCUGCCAAGAGGAGGAGCAGGAGGAGCUGUAGAUGUUGAAGGAUCUGCAGGAAAAGGAAAGAAAUUUGAAAUGCCUAAAUUGGAUGUUUCCUUACCUAAAUUAAAAUCAUCAGGAGGUGAAAUCAACGUUGAAGGUCCCGAUAUCAAAGGUAGAAAGUUUCACAUGCCCUCUAUAGAUAUUUCUAUGCCAGGAGGAGGAGCGGGAGGAGAUGUAGAUGUUGAAGGACCUGCAGGAAAAGGAAAGAAAUUUGAAAUGCCUAAAUUUGAUGUUUCUUUGCCUAAAUUAAAACCAUCAGGAGGUGAAAUCAAUGUUGAAGGUCCUGAUAUGAAAGGUGGAAAAUUUCAUAUGCCCACUAUAGAUAUCUCUCUGCCAGGAGGAGGAGCGGGAGGAGAUGUAGAUGUUCAAGGACAUACAGGAAAAGGAGGAAAAUUUGAAAUGCCUAAACUUGAUGUUUCUUUGCCUAAAUUUAAACCAUCAGCAGGAGAAAUCAACAUUGAAGGCCCCGAUAUCAAGGGUGGAAAGAUUCACAUGCCCUCUAUAGAUAUCUCUCUGCCAAGAGGAGGAGCAGGAGGAGCUGUAGAUGUUGAAGGAUCUGCAGGAAAAGGAGGAAAAUUUGAAAUGCCUAAAUUUGAUGUUUCCUUGCCUAAAUUAAAACCAUCAGCAGGAGAAAUCAAUGUUGAAGGUCCCGAUAUCAAAGGUAGAAAGUUUCACAUGCCCUCUAUAGAUAUUUCUCUGCCAGGAGGAGGAGCGGGAGGAGAUGUAGAUGUUGAAGGACCUGCAGGAAAAGGAAAGAAAUUUGAAAUGCCUAAAUUUGAUGUUUCUUUGCCUAAAUUAAAACCAUCAGGAGGUGAAAUCAAUGUUGAAGGUCCUGAUAUGAAAGGUGGAAAAUUUCAUAUGCCCACUAUAGAUAUCUCUCUGCCAGGAGGAGGAGCGGGAGGAGAUGUAGAUGUUCAAGGACAUACAGGAAAAGGAGGAAAAUUUGAAAUGCCUAAAUUUGAUGUUUCUUUGCCUAAAUUUAAACCAUCAGCAGGAGAAAUCAACAUUGAAGGCCCCGAUAUCAAGGGUGGAAAGAUUCACAUGCCCUCUAUAGAUAUCUCUCUGCCAAGAGGAGGAGCAGGAGGAGCUGUAGAUGUUGAAGGAUCUGCAGGAAAAGGAGGAAAAUUUGAAAUGCCUAAAUUUGAUGUUUCCUUGCCUAAAUUAAAACCAUCAGCAGGAGAAAUCAAUGUUGAAGGUCCCGAAAUGAAAGGUCGAAAGUUUCACAUGCCCUCUAUAGAUAUUUCUCUGCCAGGAGGAGGAGCGGGAGGAGAUGUAGAUGUUGAAGGACCUGCAGGAAAAGGAAAGAAAUUUGAAAUGCCUAAAUUUGAUGUUUCUUUGCCUAAAUUAAAACCAUCAGGAGGUGAAAUCAAUGUUGAAGGUCCUGAUAUGAAAGGUGGAAAAUUUCAUAUGCCCACUAUAGAUAUCUCUCUGCCAGGAGGAGGAGCGGGAGGAGAUGUAGAUGUUCAAGGACAUACAGGAAAAGGAGGAAAAUUUGAAAUGCCUAAACUUGAUGUUUCUUUGCCUAAAUUUAAACCAUCAGCAGGAGAAAUCAACAUUGAAGGCCCAGAUAUCAAGGGUGGAAAGAUUCACAUGCCAUCUAUAGAUAUCUCUCUGCCAGAAGGAGGAGCAGGAGGAGAUGUAAAUGUUAAAGGACAUGCAGGAAAAGGAAGAAAAUUUGAAAUGCUUAAAUUGGAUGUUUCCUUACCUAAAUUAAAAUCAUCAGGAGGUGAAAUCAAUGUUGAAGGCCCAGAUAUGAAAGGUGGAAAGUUUCACAUGCCCUCUAUAGAUGUCUCUCUGUCAGGAGGAGGAGCAGGAGGAGAUGUAGAUGUUCAAGGACAUACAGGAAAAGGAGGAAAAUUUGAAAUGCCUAAAUUGGAUGUUUCUUUACCUAAAUUAAAACCAUCGGCAGGAGAAAUCAAUGUUGAAGGUCCCGAUAUCAAAGGUGGAAAGUUUCACAUGCCCUCUAUAGAUAUCUCUCUGCCAGGAGCAGGGGGAGAUGUAGAUGUUCAAGGACAUACAGGAAAAGGAGGAAAAUUUGAAUUGCCUAAAUUGGAUGUUUCUUUGCCUAAAUUAAAACCAUCAGAAGCUGAAAUCAAUGUUGAAGGUCCCGAUAUCAAAGGUGGAAAGUUUGACAUGCCCUCUAUAAAUAUCUCUCUGCCAGGAACUGCAGAGGGAGGGUUUGCACUGGGAGGUAAAACUAAAAAAGGUUUAAAAUUUCACAUACCCACUGUUGAUCUCUCUGUCCCUAAAAUGAAACUAACAGAUCGUGAAUUUAAAGUUGGGUCAGGGAAGGAAGACAUAGACUUUAAUUUGACUCAUGAUUCUGAUAUAGAGACCAAAGCCUCUGGUGCCAAAAUUUGUGACGUAAAUGUCCCUGAAGUAACUCUAGGAGGGAACAUCAAGCUGCCAAGUGUGAAAAUACCAACUGUUGACAUUUCUGCUCCAAAAGUUGACCUGGACUUUACUCUUCCCAAGGCAAAAGGCAGUGAUAGAGAAAGCAUUGAACUUCUUAAAGCGGAAGGUGGAAGGCCGUCAUCUGGGGCAAGUUUUGAAGUUCCUGAGGUCUCUGUAAAAAUGCCCAAAAUUUCACUUCCCAAAUUUGGCAGAAAAUUGAAAAGCGGAGACAAAUUAGAACUAGAGAGUCCUGACUUUUCUACAGAUUUGGAAAUAGAAAGAACAUCACCAUCAAAAAAGGAUACUGAAAUAACUGGUCCUGACACUGAAAUGAAGAUAAAAGUAGGUGCUGGAGAAAUGACAAAACCAGAAUUCAGUGUGGAGGGUUCUGAAGAUAAGGUCAAAUCCAAGCUUAAAUUCACCAAAUUCAAGACACUUACUCCUAAAGCAAAGCUCAAGGAUGCAGAAAUGGCUAUGCCUGGAUAUGUGGAUAACAAAGGCAAGGUCAGAAUGCCAGCAGUUGAGAUAUCAUUGCCAACAACAAAUAUUCCAGAAUGUGAGGUAUUGCUACCUAAAACUGAGGUUGAUGUAUCUGAGGCAGAUAUCAGAAGUUAUGAGGGCAGUUUAAAAAUUCCUAAGAUGCCAACAAUUGACAUAUCAGUUCCAAAAGUUGAUUUGGAUGUUUCCUUGCCUAGAGUGAAACUUCAUGACCCAAUGGACUCGUCUGACUUAAACAUUGAUAGUAGUAGGGGUACAAUAAAUUUCCCCCAUAUCAAGAUCCCCAAAGUAGACAUUUCAGUUCCUCAUGGAAAAACGGGUGACUCGGUUAACCCUGAAGUGGAGGUUGGAAGAAAGGGUAAAUUAAGAAUGCCAGAAGUGGAAAUAUCAUUACCACAUGCAAAGCAUGACACAUCUUACACUGACACUGAAAUUAAAGAUGAAAGGCUAAAAAUUCCAAAAAUGUCAUUGCCCAGCGCCGAUAUAUCAUUGCCUCGUGGAAAGGAAAAUGAUGAUCCUGAUAUAGAAUUUGGAGUGAAGGGGAAUAAAUUAAAAAUGCCUAAGAUAGAUUUGUCACUACCUCAUGGAAGGAAAGAAGAAAGUCCUGCACUUGAACUAAAAGGUGGAAGAAUAAAGACACCUACAAUUGAUAUACCCCUUCCUAAAAUAAAAUCUAAAGAUGUUGUUUCAGAACUUGAACCUGAUGUUGGAAAAGGUAAAGUCAAUAUGCCUGGGAUUAAGGGAUCUGUAGAAGUAGAAGGUGGACAAUGUAAAAUGCCUGAUAUUAAGAUACCACAGAUAGACAUAUCAUUACCAGAAAGCAGAACUGGAGAGUUUGACACCAAAGAGGGAGAAUCUGGAAGAGGGGGUGGAAAAUUGACAAAGCCAAAUGUUAAAAUCUUAAAACUAGACAUGGGAAUAUCUAGAGAUUCAGAGAUGCCAGAUCCUUCAACUGAUGCAUGCCUUAAAGAUUCACAUAAAGAAUGUAAAAAGACGAGAAUGUCUAAUAUGGAUCUAGAGCUGGAUGUUGGCCUAUCAAAAGUUGGUAAAAAGGAUAAAAAGAAAUCUGAACUUCGAGAUACAGACCUGGAACCCACACCAAAAGAGAAAAUAAAAGGGCCAAAAGUUAAAGGUACAAAACUUAAUAUUGAAACUGACAUAAACAAGUCUGGAAAAAUUGAUACUAAGUUUCUAAAAGGAGGAACUGAUGCAAACUUGAAAGUUGGUUUACAAGCACCAAAGAUUCCUGAACUUGACUUUGACAUUGACACUGCCCAAGUUGGCACUAAUAAUUCUGAUGAAGAUAAAAAGCAGACUGGUAAAGUAAAAAUUCCAAAAUUUGGGAUUCCUCUGCCCUCUUUAAGUUCACCUGAAGCCAACAUCAAAUCAUCUCAGGGAAAAGGUCACUCUAUAAACACAGACUCUGAGGUAGAGUAUGAAAGCCCAUGUCUGCCAAAAGUAACAAAAGCUGUAUUUGUUAUGGUGAAUCCACAAACUGAGAGCUCUGCAAGUGUAGGUGGUGAAGCAAGUGCAGAAAUUGGAGAUGUGAAAAUCAAACAGCCAAAGAUCAAAAUGAAGCCGAGUUUUGGAAAGUCAAAAAGUCGAUCUAAUGCAAAGGGCAAAGCAAUAUAUUGUGAAGAUGAGGUAGAAACUGGGGGAAAGUCAAAAACUGGCAAGCUUAAAUUGCCCAAAGUUUCAUUUUCGUCUGGGCAGAGAGGAUCAUUUGAUGUAACACUGAGUGAGUCUGAUGAUGGAAUAAGUCCAAGUCUAAAUGGUGACAAAGAAGAAAAAUCAAAGUUUGGAAAGCUUAAAUUGCCUAAAGUGGAGUUUUUCUCACCAUACUCAAAAGAUGCAAGCGAGGAAGAGGAAAUGGAAACAAGUGUGAAACUCAAGAAGGAGACUUCAGGAGAAUGCAAAGAGAUCAAGGAGUCAAAGUCAUUAUCGGGUGCAAUCUCUUUCCCAGGUCUCAAGAAGACAACAGAGGAUGAGGAGGUGAGAAAGAUUAGUACUAUAGUAUCCUCAAAAGCAAGGACUGAAAUGUUGGCAGAACGGGAGGGAUCAGAGUCUCCAGUACCCACAGUGUCAUCUGGAUUCCUCUCUGUAAUGAAGUGUGAAGAAAGAGAGGAGACAACAUGGUUCAAAGUACCCAAGGUCACCCUUAGUCCCCAUUCUACUGGCAUCCUUCAUAUCACACCAGAAAGCUCUCCAAAAGGAAGCAAGUCCUCUCUUUCUUACUAUAGCGAGGAAGCCUCUGGAGGUUUCUAUGUGAAGAUGCCAAGUGUAGAAUUUUUGACCCAUGAAAUGCCUUCAGAACAUCUGAUUACUAAAACAGAGGGAACUCUUACUGUAGUGACUAAGACGACAAAGUAUACAGAAACAAAAGGUACCCGUUCAACACAGUAAGAAUCUCGGCUCACAUAUUUGUUAAUGUGACAACUGUUUCAGUUUUGGGGGUUUUAUUUAAAGUAAAGCAAGCAAACCUAUUUUCUACAGCUUUCGCAAGAAAAACAUAACUUAAACAUAAUGAAAAUGUUACUAAAAAAAAAGAAUAUUAUUUAUUUGACACAAUAUUUUUAUGUUUUGUAACUUGCCACUCUCUAUGAAACUUUAAAUUAAUAUAUUUUUAAAGAUCACAUAUAUCCACACAAAAAUAUCAGUUGUAGAUAAAAAAAAAACAGCCACAAAUCUGUAACACAUAAACAGAUGAAAAUAUAUAUUUAAAAACAUUUCAUUUUUACAUUUGCUUAUGAUUUUCUUGUGCAAUCUUGCAUGACAUACAUGCUGUAGAACUGACAGCUUUUUGGUAAUAUUGCUUUGGUUUUUCAAUGCCUGGUUUGUCUCUGUAGUUUUUGGUUGUUGUUAUGAACUUUUGUUUAUUUUAGAUACAUGUACUAGAUGAUACAGAUAAAACAUGUACUAUUUUUUACAUAUUUAUAUGCAUGACCUGUACAGACAAGACACUAAAAAGAAUGCCUGUAGAGUAUUUUUGUGAUACAUAUUUCCGUGACUUUUAAGAUAAAUUUAAACAUUAUGAAGUUUGUUGGGGGUUUUUUCAUUCACAUUUUUAAGGAUUGUUACAUGCUGUACCAAAAAGCAUUUCUCUGUUUCUCUUUUGGAGAAAGGCUCUGAAAUCUUGUGAAUUGAAAACAAUGAGUGUGACAUUUUCUUUUAUUAAAAUUAACUCUUGUGUUGAUGAUGGAAUUUGACUACAUGCAAGCGGUAUCACUGUAUAUAUAUAUAUUAUAUUUAAAGCAGGUUUAAUUACUGAACUGCAUGUUUGUAACGUGAGUUUUUUUUUUUUUUUGAAACAAUCAUUUAGGUGAUGCUUAUCUCUAUCUGAUGCAAAAAUAGAACAGUCAAAUAAAAUAUUAACGUUCUAA